This is a messenger RNA of Serinus canaria (Common canary), 3590 nucleotides long. It is a transcript of the gene RAD9B, whose product is annotated as RAD9 checkpoint clamp component B. Gene Ontology annotation, biological process: mitotic intra-S DNA damage checkpoint signaling; DNA repair; cellular response to ionizing radiation. The coding region runs from base 1671 to 2762 and encodes 363 amino acids. The record is from RefSeq and is a predicted model, not a curated record. The transcript has 9 exons. NCBI's taxonomy places the organism in Eukaryota, Metazoa, Chordata, Aves, Passeriformes, Fringillidae. Gene Ontology annotation, cellular component: checkpoint clamp complex.
GCUGCCGUGAGGGGACUGGGGGGGCGCAGCCGCCAUGAAGUGCGUGAUCGGGGGGGCGCAGCUCCGAGGUACCGGGGCCCGGGGAGCCCGGCACACGCGGGGAUUGGUGCGGGACACCGGGAAAGCGACACCCCCGGCACGGCCCUGGGCGGAACACGAGCCCCGGGAGCGGAGCGGGGAAUCCGCCUCUCCCUCACCGCAGCGGGGUCGGGUGCUGUGCGGGGCCUUGUUCGCAUGGGCAGGAUUUGGGGACAGCCAGGGCCUGGCUUCGUGUCCCCUGUGCAUUCCAGGGGCACAGCUCCACUCCAUUCUGAGGGAAAAGGUGCUCCUCCGCUGCCCGAGGCAGAUCCGCAGGGCUCCACUGUCUUUCUUAGGAUUCCAUCUCUCCAGAUGUCCCCUUGCUUCUCAGGCUUUCCCCCUGCUAAAUGUCAUUUCUAGCCCCGGUGAUGAAGUUUUGUCUGAUUGACCUAAUUUGGGGUAACUCCAGGUGCUGCAAAGGGACAUCCGAGGCGCCUCAUCAGAGGCAGCUUUCCAAACCAUUGAGGGUUUGGACAAUUAAAACUUUAAUUAAAUAGAAAAAAUAACAGUUUCUACCACUCAUUUUCUUUCAAAUGUAUAAGAAAUUUGUAAUGUUUCCUCUUGGAUUAUUCUGGAGAAAGUGCAGUGCCACCUUUUUAUCUUUUUAUUUUCAUUUAGAAUGCAUAUUGCAGUGUUUUUUUUCCCUGGCAGUGUUUGGAAGAGCAAUACAUGCCAUAGCACGGAUUAGUGAUGAAUUUUGGUUUGACCCCUUAGAAAAAGGUGUAAGUGAAUUUUAUUUCUUCUAAUUUAAAAAUCUUUAUUAUAAGCCAAAUAUUUAUACAACUGGAUAUUGUGGUUUGACACAGGUACCUUUCAGUCCAUCACAUUCUCAGCUCCCUCCACUUUCAAUAUGGACACAUGCCAUGUUUUCUGUGAUUUGAAUUAUGCAGAUUCUAUUGUGGAAGAUGUCAUUCCCACUCUGCCCUAAGAUCCUUUGAUAUUUUGCUGUCCAGGACAUCUGGAUGAAUGCCACAGGACUCAGUUCUGUUGUCACAAGUCACAAGGUUUGAGUUUUGUACCACACAGGAGCUGCGUCUGAAAACAACAUGUUUUGUACUGGUGUGACUCAACAGGAAGAACACAUCCAUUAAUGCCUCUGAUUAAUCAAACACCAUUUCCAGCAGAAUUAGUGUUUUCUCCAGAGGUUUCAUAGGUAAAAGUGAUCAGCUCUCCUUGGCUCACUGGGAGGAUGGAAAAUCACAAGUGGAGAUAUUUUAUUUUAUACCUGGGGAAUUUUUGAGGUGUCUUUGCUCAUCUGUGUGGAUCAUGUCCCUCAAAUGCCUCAAACACAAGCUGAGCUCUGGGUGUUUGGCUAACUCAAUUAUUUUUAUUUUAAAAAUAAAAAUCAAAUAAAAAUGCAUAUCUAAAUUUUUAAAAAUAAUUUUGAGAUGUAAAUUUCUAGGUUUGCUAGUGGCACUGAAGCCCAGAGGAGGCUCUUUUUGAAAGGUUCAAGUUUUUAGUUAAUAAAUUACUUGACUUCUGUUCCCUCAGUGGUUGGAUUCAGUGAUGUUGGAGGUCUUUUCCAGCCCUAAUGACUCUGUGAUUCCAUUUCCAGCUUGCCUUAAGAUCAGUGAAUUCCUCGAGGUCAGCAUAUGCAUGUGUGUUCUUCUCAUCCAUGUUUUUCCAGCAUUACUGCUGCACAGCUGUGUCCCAGCCCUGUCAGAAGGAGAAGCAGUUAUCCCUCCCCUUCAGUCCUCCCUGUGUUUAGAUGUGUAAAUGUGCUGGAAAGGAAUGUAGAGAAAUGCAGCAUCUCCAGCAGCCCCAGUGAGCACCACAUCACCUUCCAGCUGCUCUGCAGGCACGGUGUUGUAAAAACCUAUAACCUGACAUUUCAGGAGUGUGAUCCCUUGCAGGCUGUUUUUGCAAAGCACAUGUGUCCAAACAUUCUUAAAGUCCACUCCAGGCUGCUGGCUGAUGUGAUGAUCCAUUUCCCAACCAGUCAGGAAGAAAUAACCCUGUCAGUAACUCCAAUGAAAGUUUGUUUCAAGAGUUACACUGAGGAAGACACUGACUUUUCAAGGACAAUGCUUACUGAGAUACAGCUCAAUCCAGAGGAAUUUGACUACUUUCAAGUUGGAGUAGAUUCUGAAGUGACAUUUUGCCUUAAAGAACUGAGGGGGCUGCUGGCGUUUUCCGAGGCCACGAGCGUUCCUGUGUCCAUCCACUUCGACAGAUGUGGGAGACCCAUUGCUUUCAGCAUUGAGGACCUGCUGCUGGAGGCCAGCUUUAUCCUGGCUACCUUGUGUGAGGCUGAGAAGGAGGCAGCUUCCCCAGAGCCUGCCUGCUGCCCACGGCCCUGGGACAGCUCAAGGACUGGCAUGGAGAAAUCUGACCAGACAUCCAUGGAUGGAGCCAGCAAUACAACCACAGUCGCUUCCAAAAAGCCACAGCAGAAGGGAAACACUCCGAGCAUGGACCCUGCAAAACCCCCAAGUGCUCUGGCAAACCAAGAGGUAAAAAAUAUUCCCAGAAGCUCAGAGAGGGAUGUGCCAGGCAGAGCAGGAGCAGCCACGGCCCAGGCAGCAGGAGGAGAGGCCACAGAGGCUCCUUAUGCCAAAUUCCACUCCUUAUUCUUCGGAGCUGUCUCUUACAAGGAGGCCAUUGGUGACACCUUCCAGAGUCUGGUGACAGCCAGUGACACUGAGGAGGAGCUGGGUGCCUUGCAGAGCUCCCCAGUUCUGUAGUGCGGGGCUUGGGGUCUAAGGACAGACAGUGGGGAGAGCCCACGAGGGAAGGGCAGGGCAGGCCCAGCCUUUGUCACUGGUGCUGUGACCUAGCAGCACAGAACGUUCUGGAACUGUCAGUGCUCUUGUAAUGGCACAGAUUUAGGUCACGACUGACUCCGUUGAGGUUUGUGUGUUCUGCAGGAACUGCUGGGGGUUCUGCUCUCAGAACACUCUCACUGGAGAGAGGCUCAGUUUGAAUUCAAACUCUGUUACCACAUCAGGCACAUGAAGCCGCUGUUUGGGUUAAGGGAGAUCUCAGGGUUUUACAGGUUCUCUAGAACCAGCCUUUAACUGAGAAACCAAAGUUGUCACAGGACUGCAUUUAAAAAAAUAAAGGUUUGUGUUUCAGACUUGCAUUAUCCUUUUCCUUCCCUGUGUCUCUCCCACCACACGUCAGGGGCAGUGCAGUAUUUCCAAAGUCACACUGGAAUACAACACUGAACUUCCCAGUCAAUUACAGGAUCCUUAUCUGUCUGCCAGACUGCUGCAGAAGGCGUUGGGUGUCACUCAGGUGUGGCUGCUCAGGUGUGGCUGUGACCUCCCUGAGAGCAGUGCAGGGAGGUCACAGUGACAGCCCAGCCCCCCCAGGCCCUGGCUGUGCCUCAGUGCCACCAACCACAUCCCCACAUCAACAGAGGGUUUGCAGGCAACUUGACUUUAAAAAGCACAUUUUAGUAUAAAUACUAUAUUUAUUAAAUAUCUUUACAAUUUAUUUAAAUGUAUUUACAGAACUAUUCCUGCAUAAGUUAUACCUCAGACAUGAAAUUCACAUAAUUGCCUCUUGGG